This is a messenger RNA of Schistosoma guineensis, 1028 nucleotides long. NCBI's taxonomy places the organism in Eukaryota, Metazoa, Platyhelminthes, Trematoda, Strigeidida, Schistosomatidae. The record is from the annotation of a GenBank genome assembly.
GAUUGAUAUAUAAACCAAGUAUGCCUGAAAUAAACGAUCUGGUCUGAUCUGCUCUGAUUCGGAAGCUGGUAUUUUGUUCUGGACUCAAGUGGAAGGGCUCGUAGGACAUAGGACCAAUAAGGACGCUAGACUGCCCACACCGGUUGAACGUCAUUGGUUGGCCUAGUGUGAAGAUUCGUAUAAGUCGUAUUCGGAUUGGUAGAUAAAUCGCGUGAUAAGAAAGUCAGACACCCAAGGUCAUAACAAUUGGCGACGGGGAUUUUGGCAACAAAGAAAUAAUAAUACGACAAGUGGUGACUCAGAUUUUGGAAAUAAAUUAGCUGUAUAAUUGCCGGUGAUUUUUGGAGCUAAUAUUAUUGGCAAAAAAAAUGUCGAUUUCUUUCGAAGAGUUGCGGUUAAUAUUACAGCACCAGCAGAAGAUGUUGGCCUUCCAACAACAGCUAUUUGAAACAGUUUUGGGCAGACUUUUCACUCAGCCAGAAAAUAAGGAAUCUAUUGAUGAUGCAGAUAAUGGUGCAGUAAUGGACAUUUCAGAAGCAUAUCCUGUGCAGCAUUCAAAUCCCUCUAUACCAGAAGGGAAACGUAAUAUUGGUAACGUAUCCAGCUCAGAGCAAGAAAAUAUUGUGCUAAAUGCACAUGAAGUUGUGACAAUACCAGAUGAUCAGGAGCCAGAUCCUGUAGAUGAUGCCCAGAGUCCAGAAUCAAAUGAAACACUACCGGUACUGUCUAGCUGCGAAAAUAAACGUCAGCUCGAACAAAAUUGUGGUCCACGUGCUACUAGUCGAGAAAGCUAUGGUGACUCGUAUUCAGAAAAUAACUGGAGCAACACGAUGAACCAAAUUGCACCAGAUGUUACUCAAAAUCACCGGAAGACAGAAUUUUAUAUUGAGUCAACUUAUUCCAUUUCUAAUGACAGUGUACCAGAUAUUGAUUCUCAGAAUAAUGCAUAUGAUUUUGAUGAAACUUCUUAUAACAAUGAGGGAAAUAUGUCAGCUGAGUCGAAUGAUGGUCAAAAAUCUAAUUUAAUU